UCCCACAACUCCUCCUCUCUCUCUCUCUUUCUAUCUAUAGAGUGCGAGUUUGUGUGAUGGCUCAGACUACUCCAAACCACAAGCUGACUGUUUCUGGGUGGGCUGCUCACGACUCCUCUGGCAACAUCACACCUUACACCUUCAAGCGCAGAGAAAAUGGGGUCAAUGAUGUAACCAUUGAAAUUCUUUACUGUGGGAUAUGCCACACUGAUCUCCACCAAGCCAGGGACGAUUGGGGCACCACUAUGUACCCUAUUGUACCAGGCCAUGAAAUUACCGGGAUUAUAACGGAGGUGGGCUGCAAUGUGUCCAAUUUUAAGGUAGGCGAUAGGGCAGGAGUAGGGUGCUUGGCAGCAUCAUGCUUGAACUGUGAGUACUGCAAGGAUGGACAAGAGAACUACUGCGACCAACUUCAGUUUACCUACAAUGGCAUUUUUUGGGAUGGUAGCAUCACUUAUGGAGGCUACUCCAAGUUUCUUGUAGCAGAUCACAGGUAAUAUAACUUGCCAAAAAAAAAAAAAAA
Molecule: messenger RNA, 523 nt
Organism: Olea europaea var. sylvestris
Lineage: Eukaryota; Viridiplantae; Streptophyta; Magnoliopsida; Lamiales; Oleaceae
Product: probable cinnamyl alcohol dehydrogenase 6
Exons: 3
Coding region: 57-497 (146 amino acids)
Biological process (GO): lignin biosynthetic process
Molecular function (GO): zinc ion binding; cinnamyl-alcohol dehydrogenase activity
Source: RefSeq, a predicted model, not a curated record